UUAACUUCGCAGAUAGAUAAUGAUUCAGUGUUUCAGUUUUAUCCAGACCGAAAAAGCUGAUGAUGAAGUCUCAAAUCUUCACGGCACUAUUGCUGGUCGCGCUGGCCGUUGGCGCCCCUGUAUCCGAAGAAGAUGAUGAAAAGGUCACUGUUACCAAAAAUUUUUUUCCCGACUUCCUAAUAAAGUACACCAGCAAACAUGACAUUGUAAAAAUUAUUGUUCCUAUAAAUUCGCUUAAUUUCGACGAAAACUCGUCUGAAUCUGAGUCGAAUUCCAAGGAGACUGAUUCUGAAGUAACCAUUUUCUUUGUCGAGGCCGACGUUGAUGAAAACGGCAAGCGUGAUUACAAAGGUCUUUAUGUCCUAAAGGAAGGAAAAUCCAAAAUGAUCUUGGCAAAUGGAGUAGACGCUGCUGCAUCUUGUGAUGACAGCAAGAAAGUUUAUUUAGCAGCCACCGAUGGAUUGUAUACUUACAAAGAUGAUGAUAAAACAGCAGUAAAAUACGGAUCCCUCACAGAUAAUAUUAAAGGAAUCGCAAAAGAGAAAUCGGGUGAUGUUUUAUAUAUACUAACUGACGAUAAUAAUGUCUACAAUGUUACUAACAAUGGUAAUUCAAAGGUAAAGGUUGACGGUAUAGAAAAUGCCCAACAAAUUGUAUUGGACUAUUCCGAUAAUCUGUACUACUAUACUCCUGACAAGAAAAUUCAUGUUAAAACAGCUGAUGGCAUUACAGAAAUAACUGGACUACCCGCAAACCCGACGAAAGUAAACAUAAUAAGACCACCAUUCAUAAUUGAAGAUGGAUUGCCAAUCCUAAUCGACAAUGUAGCUUACAUUGCCUAUUCCAACGGCACUUCUGAAAACAGUGAUUUCGAUUUUGAAGCAGAUGCGAUACCCACAGCUUUCGGCAUGGAGCCUGCUUUAAUACAAUAUUAUGCCUACAAUAAAAACAUAUAUGAAUAUAACAUUUUAGCUAUGGUUUUGGGCGAAAUUUUGGAUGAACUUAAGACGUUUUUGAGUGGUAAAACUGAUUCUAUUCAAUCUAUUGCAACUCGCAAAAAAAAUAAAGUAUGAACUUGUUCGACCAUAAAUUGACUUCAAAAGCCUUUUUUCAAUUUGGUUUUAAAUAUUAAAACAGUUUUAUUAAAUA
This is a messenger RNA of Leptidea sinapis, 1149 nucleotides long. RefSeq lists its product as uncharacterized. The record is from RefSeq and is a predicted model, not a curated record. Bases 60 to 1073 code for a protein of 337 amino acids. The transcript is spliced from 2 exons. Lineage: Eukaryota; Metazoa; Arthropoda; Insecta; Lepidoptera; Pieridae.